Messenger RNA from Sphaerulina musiva SO2202, 1527 nucleotides. RefSeq names its product RRM_1-domain-containing protein. The record is from RefSeq and is a predicted model, not a curated record. Gene Ontology annotation, molecular function: RNA binding. The transcript is spliced from 2 exons. NCBI's taxonomy places the organism in Eukaryota, Fungi, Ascomycota, Dothideomycetes, Mycosphaerellales, Mycosphaerellaceae. Bases 44 to 1216 code for a protein of 390 amino acids.
AAUCACAGAGACGACAACAUCGCCGAUCGUAUCCCUCAUCAGCAUGUCUUACGAGAGUCCUCGGCUCUACGUUGGCAAUCUGCCCUACGUCGCCCAACGGGAAGAUAUCGAAAAACUCUUCGCCGAGAACCAUGUCGACAUUAACAAAGUUGACAUAUCGAUCGAUCCGGAGACUGGCCGCAAUCCAAGCUACUGCUUUGUCGAGUUCAAGACCCAGGAAGAUGCUACCAAUGCUAUGAACUCGCUGCAAGGCAUCAAUCUGCAAGGCCGAGCAUUGAGAAUUAACCCCAAGACUGACCGCAAACCUAAUCCAACCGCCGAAAGGACUGCGCGAGGCUGGGGACCACGGGCGACCGAUGGCAAUGAGAACUCCUACCCAAACAAUCGAUGGAAGCGGGAGGAUGCUCAACCGCAGUGGAAUGCCCCUGCUGAAGACCCGAAACGAGUCUAUGUUGGCAGUCUGCAUGCUUCGGACCAGGAAACCAUCAACGCUGAAAUGAAAAGCCUCUUUGAAGGAUACGAAGUAACAUCGGUCAGCAAGCUGAUUACGCCUCAAUCGGCCCUCCCGGACCAGAACUCUUCAUUCUGCUUCGUCGAAGUUGCCACACCUGCGCAAGCUGUCGAGGCAGUCAGAAACCUCAACGGCAGGCCCACUCCCCACGGCGACAUCUACCGUGUUAGUCACGCCAAAGGCAAGAGAGGUCCUACCACUGGAGAGCGAGAACCUUGGAAAUCGCAGCAAGUCGAGACUUCCAAGGUUUUCAUCUCGGGAUUGCCUCAGAUUGCCACUCAGGAAGAGCUGGAUCACCAGAUCCGAGAACUCUUUGCCGGACUACAGAUCAACGAGAUCAGCAAGCUCAUCACGCCCCACGAGUCGAAACAGACAGAAUCCGGAAACCACCACUAUUGUUUCGCGACUUUCGAUCGCCAGGAAGAGGCUCAGCGCGGUGUCGAGGCUAUGAAUGGUCAACCGACGCCUAACGGUGGUAUUUACAAGAUCAGCUUCGCGAGAGAACGACCUGCCGGUAAUUUUGGACAGGCCGACAGGUUCCAGCAACGCGAAGGCGGUUACCAAAGCCGCGGAGGAUUCCAACAAAGGGAUGGCUUCCAGCAGCGCGAGGGAGGACAGGAUUCACCGAGACGUCAACAGAGAGAGCAGCCGCAAGGGCCACCUGUCAAUAGGGAUUUUGGGAGCAGCUGGAGGAGACGUGAUUGAGGAGUCGUUGUGAUUGGAGACUGGGUACGAAUUAGGUGCGAAGCGAAGGCGAUGACUUGAAUAUUCACGGGUCGGGUCUUGAUAUGCGCAUGUCGGGGCGAUGAGCAUCUCAAAAAGGGGACGAGGUCAUGAGAGGCAUUCGAGAACGAAGCCUUCUAUUGAGGAGAGAGGGGGGAGAAAUUCCCUUUCUACCUACCUAUCUACCCACAGUCGUCAUCAUCUGUUUGUCCAUCUAUCCAUCCAUCCAUCCAUCCUCGAAGCUACACAGAGAGGAACUUCUUUCUGUCUCGAGGCUUUUGUGGUUACUUUGG